Molecule: messenger RNA, 417 nt
Organism: Arabis nemorensis
Lineage: Eukaryota; Viridiplantae; Streptophyta; Magnoliopsida; Brassicales; Brassicaceae
Source: the annotation of a GenBank genome assembly
AUGGCAUUCCCGGCAACAUCAGCGAAGGAGCUAACCAGUGAAGGUUUUUCGUAUAGGGUCCCAAAAAUAUCAGAUCCGGCUCUGUUUCAAGGGAGAUCUUUUGUCAGCUUCUCGGUGGUGGUUCUCCAGGGAUUUGAGGAGAUUGGCUCCGACAUCAUCAAUGAACAGUUGGUGGAGCUUGAUCAAAACCCCUCGGUUGUGGCAAAUGACUUGGUUUCUGCAUUCUCCCCAUCAACGGAUUGUGUCUUGGGUGGGGGUCUUGAGCAAUGGAUAUGCUUGGUAUGGGCUGCAUUGGCGACGGCCGAUGGCUUAGCUUCGGCGAUGGUAGAAAAUUCAGAGCUCCGCUCCUCGUUGUUUAUAUACUUGUCUUCUCUAAUAUGUUAUGGUCUCCAUUGUGGCCCCAACAUCAUCCUUUGA